Malassezia japonica is the source of this 3744-nucleotide messenger RNA. RefSeq names its product putative cation-transporting ATPase 1 (gene SPF1). Bases 1 to 3744 code for a protein of 1247 amino acids. Gene Ontology annotation, cellular component: endoplasmic reticulum membrane. The transcript is spliced from 4 exons. Lineage: Eukaryota; Fungi; Basidiomycota; Malasseziomycetes; Malasseziales; Malasseziaceae. Gene Ontology annotation, molecular function: ATP hydrolysis activity; ATPase-coupled monoatomic cation transmembrane transporter activity; ATP binding. The record is from RefSeq and is a predicted model, not a curated record. Gene Ontology annotation, biological process: transmembrane transport; intracellular calcium ion homeostasis.
AUGGGUACGCUCAUCUUUGUGGUUAGGAAAGUCGCGGUGCAGUCCGAUGAGAUUGCGAGCGUGACGCUUCACAAGCAGCGUCCGCUGCUGCUCCAUUUGUACGUAUUUCCGUUCCUCUUCCUGUACCCGCUGCUUGCGUAUGCCUACUAUGGCGACUACGAUCGGUACAUCAAGUCGGAGGAGUGGACGUUUGUCUUUAUCGUCUCGCUCGUGUCCGCACACGCGCUGAGCUUUUUGGUGACGCGCUGGGAUGUGCGUGCUCGUGCCAUGAUUACCAGCACCUCGACCUCGUCCCUGGAAAAGGCGGACCGCGUGCGGAUUCUGCCGCAUGCGCACAAGGGUGAGGGCGGCAUGGUGUCGCUUCAGCGCAUCCAGCGUGCGGGUGAGCGCGAUGAGUACUCUUUCGUGUACCAGGCGGACAAGUACGUGCUCGCUCAGCCCGACGCCCAGGCCCCGGUCACGUCGAUCACUGCUUCGCCGGACAUCCGCGAGCCGACCUUCCGCCGCCUGCUGUACCCUGCCGACGUGCAUCCGAAGCUCUCGCACUUUAUUUCGAACAACGGUCUGGAUGCGGACGGCGUCAAGGAGGCGCGCAAGAUGUACGGUGACAACGUGCUCGAGAUUCCCGUCCCCAAGUUUUUGGACCUGUUCUUUGAGCAUGCGGUCGCGCCUUUCUUUGUCUUCCAGAUCUUCUGUGUGGGUCUGUGGAUGCUCGAUGAGUACUGGUACUCGUCGCUCUUCUCCCUCUUUGCUUUGGUCGCAUUCGAAUGCACGGUCGUCUUCCAGCGCCAGCGUACCCUGAACGAGUUCCGCACAAUGUCGAUCCAGCCGUUUACUGUGAAUGUGUUCCGCAACAAGAAGUGGGUCGAGACUUCGACGUCGGACUUGCUCCCUGGCGACGUGGUGAGCGUCGUGCGCACCAAGCCCGACUCGGCGGUCCCGUGCGACGUGCUGCUCCUCUCGGGCUCCUCGAUCGUGAACGAGGCGAUGCUCUCGGGUGAGAGCACGCCGCUUUUGAAGGAAAGCAUCGCGCAGCGCAACACAACCGAUACGCUCGACGACCAGGACACGGACCGCCUGCACUGCCUCUUUGGCGGUACCAAGGCGCUCCAGGUCUCGCCGGGCCAUGGCGUCAAGGGCGUCGCGCCCCCGCCCGAUGGCGGCGCGAUCGGUGUCGUGCUGCGCACCGGUUUCGGCACGACGCAGGGCCGUCUCGUGCGUCUGAUGGUCUUUACCAACGAGAACCAGGUCACGGCCAACAACUGGGAAAGCUUUGUGUUUAUCGCCUUUUUGCUCGUCUUUGCCGUCGCCGCCAGCUCGUACGUGUGGGUGAAUGGCCUAAAGAUGGAGCGCCCCAAGGGCAAGCUCUUGCUGCACUGUGUCUUGAUUAUCACGUCGGUCGUUCCCGCGGAGCUGCCGAUGGAGCUGUCGAUGGCCGUCAACGCGUCGCUCGUGGCCCUCGGCAAGUACGCCAUCUUUUGCACGGAGCCUUUCCGCAUUCCGUAUGCGGGCCGCGUCGAUGUGUGCUGCUUCGACAAGACGGGCACGAUCACCGGCGAGGACCUCGAGGUGCAGGGUGUCGUUGGCUCGGUCGCUGCCAGUACCAAGGAGGUUCCCGACACCCUCGAGCCGGUCACGCACGCGACGCCCGAGACGACGCUCGUGCUUGCUGCGGCACACGCUCUGGUGAUUGUCGACGAUGAAGUCGUCGGUGACCCCAUGGAGCGCCGCACCGUCGAGGCGAUCGGCUGGGACGUCAAGAAGGGCGACAAUAUCGUGCCUACGCCCGACUCGCCCGCGCCGGCGCACCACAACGUGCACAUCCGCCUCCGCUUCCACUUCUCUUCUGCACUGAAGCGUAUGUCGACCGUGGCCCAGAUCUCGCUGGGCGGCGGUAAGAAGACGAUGCUUGCGAGCGUCAAGGGCGCGCCCGAGACGCUUAAGCCGAUGUACAAGUCGCUCCCGUCGAACUACGACGCGCUCUACCGCCACUACACCCGCCGCGGCUCGCGUGUGAUCGCCCUGGGCUACAAGCACGUGGACCACCUCGAUGCCAACAGCCUGCGCACGCUGAAGCGCGAGGACGUCGAGAGCGAUCUGCAGUUUGCCGGUUUCCUCGUGCUGCACUGCCCCCUGAAGCCCGAUGCGGUCGACUCGCUGCGCCAACUGAAUGACUCGGCGCACCGCUGCGUGAUGAUCACCGGCGACAAUGCGCUCACCGCCGUGCACAUUGCCGAGGAGGUCGAGAUUGUGUCGCGCGAUGCCAUUGUGCUCGACCGCCGCGAGGGUGGCGAGGAACACGACCUGGUCUGGCGCCUGACCACCGACGAGAUCGCGCGCGAGCAGGACGUCAACGCGCCCCUGCACCGCCACCUCUUUGACGAGUACGACGUCGUGGUGACUGGUGCGGCGCUGCGUAUGUACGAGGACAAGCCCGAGGCGCUCAAGGAGCUCGUGGAGAACACGAGUGUCUAUGCGCGUGUCUCGCCGAGCCAGAAGGAGCUUGUGCUGAGCGUGCUCAAGUCGCUGAACUACAUCACGCUCAUGGCCGGCGACGGUACGAACGAUGUCGGUGCGCUGAAGAUGGCCAACAUUGGUGUCGCGCUCCUCGACGGCUCGCCGGAGGACCUCAAGAAGAUUGCGCAGCACCAGAUGCUCGAGCGCCAGAAGAAGGUGUACGAGUCGCAGCUCGCGCUGACCGCGCGCUGGGGCCAGCUCCCGCCGCCGGUUCCUGCUGCGCUGAAGGAGGCCUAUCCCCACCUCGAAGCCGCACGCGAGAAGGCCGCGCGACAGCUUACUGUGCAGCGCGCGUCGAACCCCGUGGCGAAGUUUGACCUGUCGGCGAUCACCUCGACCAUGAACCAGCUCGAGGACGAGGAGGACGGUCCGCCCCAGAUCCGUCUGGGCGACGCGAGUGUCGCUGCGCCCUUCACGAGCAAGCUCUCGAACGUUGCGGCAAUCUGCUCCAUCAUCCGCCAGGGCCGCUGCACGCUUGUCGCCACGAUCCAGAUGUACAAGAUCCUUGCGCUGAACUGUCUGAUCCAGGCGUACGCGCUGAGUGUGCAGCACCUCGACGGUAUCCGCUCUGGCGACUACCAGCUGACGGUGAGCAGCCUGCUGGCCUCGGUGUGCUUCUACUGCAUUAGCCGCGGUAAGCCGAUCGACCACCUUGCGCCGGAGCGCCCGGUGAGCAACAUCAUCAACGUCUAUGUCUUUGGCUCGAUCCUUACGCAGACCCUGAUCCACGUGCUGUCGAUGCUGUACAUCCAGCGCAUCACGCUCGGCUUCGAGGUGCCGGUGCAGCCGGAGGAGUUUGACAUCACCUCGACGACCAGCAAGUUUACGCCGACGCUGCUCAACACGGGUGUCUUUUUGCUCGGCCUGUCGCAGACCAUGUCGACGUUUGCCGUAAACUACAUUGGCCGCCCGUGGCGCGAGUCGAUCCAGGAGAACAAGGUGCUCUACUGGGGCCUGCUCGGCACCACCGGCGUCGCGUACCUCGGUGCGAUCGAGGCGAUCCCCGAGCUGAACGAGUGGCUGCAGCUCACCAAGAUGGAGCCCGCGUACAUGCGCCAGCUCCUCGGCGCCAUGUUUGGCGACCUGGCUGGCUGCUACGUCGCGGAGCUCUUCUGGAAGCUCUUUGCCGACGUUCAGCCGAAGAAGAUGAUCGUCCAGGGUCAGCAGAACCGCGCCGCGCGCCGCGCGCUCAAGGGCGGCGAGUCGUCCGACAAGAAGCUUGACUAA